CCUGCGUCACCACACGUCGCCCGGCAAAUAAAGGCCGUCUGGCUCCAAGCUUAAAUAUUGCAGGAAACUAAAAACCAACCAUCAGAGCCGAUUCAUUCACAUCUGCUCAGUGGGGCGACAAGGACGGGGCUUUAGGUGGGAAAGAGGGCAGAAAAAAGUUCACUUUUCCCUGCCGGGUGCCAAGAGAACGGGACAGGACUCAACUUCGCCGGAGCCGCAGCUGUGUGCUACGGACCGAUCAUGGGUGACUGGAGCUUUCUGGGUAAUAUUUUAGAGGAAGUUAACGAGCACUCUACGGUGAUCGGCCGGGUGUGGCUCACGGUGCUCUUCAUCUUCCGUAUCCUCAUUCUGGGCACGGCGGCGGAGUUUGUGUGGGGCGAUGAGCAGUCUGACUAUGUCUGCAACACACAGCAGCCCGGAUGUGAAAAUGUGUGCUACGACGAGGCCUUCCCCAUCUCCCACAUCCGCCUGUGGGUGCUGCAGAUCAUUUUUGUGUCCACACCAUCUCUGGUGUACGUGGGUCAUGCUGUGCACCAUGUCCACAUGGAGGAGAAACGCAAAGAGCGAGAGGAGGCAGAACUUAGCCGGCAGCAGGAGCUGAGUGAGGAGCGUCUCCCUCUGGCACCUGACCAGGGAAGUGUCCGCACCACUAAGGAGACCAGCACAAAAGGAAGCAAGAAGUUCCGGCUGGAGGGCACACUGCUGAGGACCUACAUCUGCCACAUCAUCUUCAAGACACUGUUUGAGGUGGGCUUCGUGGUGGGCCAGUACUUCCUGUAUGGCUUCCGCAUCCUGCCACUGUACAAAUGCAGCCGCUGGCCCUGCCCCAAUACAGUUGACUGCUUUGUGUCUCGCCCCACGGAGAAGACCGUCUUCAUCAUCUUUAUGUUGGCUGUCGCCUGUGUCUCACUCUUCCUCAACUUUGUGGAGAUCAGUCACCUGGGCCUGAAGAAGAUUCGCUUUGUCUUUCGCAAGCCGGCCCCCGCCCCAGCCCAAGGUGAGGGCUCGGCCCCCCUGCCGCCACAAGGGAAGAGCCUGCCCCCCCUGGCUGUGCCCUCCCUGCAGAGAGCGAAAGGUUACAAGCUGCUGGAGGAGGAGAAAGUUCCCAUAACUCACCUCUAUCCACUGGCUGAGGUGGGCAUGGAGGCUGGCAGAGGGGCCCCACCCUUCCCGGGGCUGCAGGAGAAGGUGGAGGAGGUGCUGCCCAUGGGGGACAUCUCUAAGGUGUAUGAUGAGACUCUGCCCUCCUACGCCCAGACCACUGAAACAGCGGGGGUGACAUUACACGAGGAGGAGGCAGAGGAGGUGCAGCCGGCCAAGGUGGAAGCAGAGAGAGUGGAGGAGGUUGUUGAUGAUGAUGUGGAGGUAGAGGAAGCAGUGAAAGGGGAGGGGGCAGGGAUGGAGGCCACGGAUACGAUAGAAGACACCAGACCACUGAGCCGACUGAGCAAAGCCAGCAGCAGGGCCAGGUCAGACGAUCUCACCGUAUGAACCUGUGAGAGAGAGCACAUGUACACACCUGCACACACCAAAAGUUCAACAUAAGAGAGAGCGCACACACACACACACACACACACACACACACACACACACACACACACACACACACACACACACACACACACACACACAUCUAACUCAAGACAACGCACACUCUUGGUGUGGUCAAAAACCAAUGGAUGAAAAACAAAAUCAACAGGGAUAGAUUAAAACCUUUGAGACACAAGCAACAAUUCUACAUAGCGACAAAAAAUCUGCGUGUUUGUGAUAAAAAUGAAAUAUAAAAAGUAGAGGUUAAAGAGGGGAGGAGUAGGUUUUUUAUUAAGCGUGUUCUUAUAUUUAAAAAAUGUGGAAAGGACACAUGCAGGGGGGAAAUGUUUUUACUUGAUGAAAAUCCAUGUUCAAUUUUUAAAAACAUCUUUUUCUAUUGAAAGAGUUUUAAUCAUAUACAAUGGAGGAUUAGACAUUUGUACAUGGGGUUUGAGUAGACAGGGGAAAGAGAGUUAUAAUAUACUUGUGUGUCUGCAAAUCAGUAAUUUCGCUGUAGUUAGGCACUGACUUUAAUUUCCCUUCAGACAGCGACAUACUGCAAAUGCAGCAUGUGGCUGCACACGGCACGGGUGAGAGGGCUCUCACUAUACACAAACCACACAAUUAAGUGCCGGUACAUUUGCAGGUAUACAGCUCUUUGAGAAGAGGAAGAAAAGUCAAUUUUCAGGUUGAGAAGAGCAUACCUUUGUUUUUGCACAUUCAGAGGUUUAGACUCUGUGCAAGGCCUUUAACCCUCAUAACACCUCAUCUAUGCAUCCAUUUACACAGGAUUCUUUCAAGUGAAGAGAGAUGUGCAUCAAUUUCAGAGCAUUUCUCUCCUUUUCAUGUUUAUAUACCAGGUAGCACAGCCAGAGCUGAGUUAGUGAGGAAAACCCCCCAAAAAAGACCACUUGUUGAAUGUCUUUUUCAAUGUGAUUCUGCAUAUCUUCAUUUUAGAUUUGCUCAUGUUUUGUAGCAUUUAAGUAGAACUGUGUACUGUGAUAUCAGUUGGCACCAUGGCAGAGAACAGGCCUCAUUUUGCCCUAUCAGAGAAUGAACUAUAGUAGCGACCUCAGGCCAAAUCCUCUCUUUUCGUGCUGUACAAACAGGCGUCCGGGCGAUAAAGAUCAUGCACCAUCAGCACAAAGUAUUGUUGGAGGCCAGACAAUAAAAGAAACCGCACUCAUCAAUGAAAACAAGCAUCCUUGACCUGGCUGUGAAAAAAAUCUUUCUACUUGAUUUUAAUGUGACCAUAGUAGGUCCUCACCCCGUAGUCAAAUAGCAAUACUCAUGACAUGCUUUCAAAUUCAAAGAGAAACAAACAACUAGGGCCUGCUGUACAUAAUGCCCUAUCUCAUGUCUGAUAAUGCACAUAAUGUGCAGAGCAGCUGUUUUCUGUUAUUUCACUGUCUAGAUGAAUCACAGAAGUUCUCAUUGUGAUUACAAUAUUGAUUUAAUCUCACUAACACGAUAUAGUAAAAAGAAAAUUCCCUCACUGCGGUGUUGUGCAUCUGUCUGAGUAAAGAUGAAUUUUUUGGGAAUCAUUAGCAAGUAUACGUUAAGCCUUAAAGUAUGCCUUAGGUUUAUCACAAAUCUUCCUCUCACAUUCUCUGGCUUUGUUUAUUCAAACAGCUGCCACUGUAUGAUUUUCUGUGUCUUACCUGUAAAUGUAAAUUCUCAAAUGUUGUAAGAUUGUAGCAAGUGCUUAUAUUGCUCUGGGACCUAUGUGAAUUUGAUGUUUUAUUUGCUUCUUUUUUAUUUUUAUUAUCUGAGUUUCAUUUUGUAUGCGACCCCUUAGCACACACAAAAGUCCACCCACACCCACAAGAAGACCUGUCUCUAAUAUGAUGGUUAAUUCAAGUAUUACCAUGAUAAUUUAAUGAUGUUAAGAAGAUAUUAGGGCAUAAAGUGGCAUGUUUCAGGACAUGAACACACUUAAACAGUGCAGGCUUCGCCCACACACACACACACACACACACACACACACACACACACACACACAC
Perca fluviatilis (European perch) is the source of this 3533-nucleotide messenger RNA. RefSeq names its product gap junction alpha-8 protein-like. The transcript has 2 exons. Gene Ontology annotation, cellular component: connexin complex. Gene Ontology annotation, biological process: cell communication. The record is from RefSeq and is a predicted model, not a curated record. NCBI's taxonomy places the organism in Eukaryota, Metazoa, Chordata, Actinopteri, Perciformes, Percidae. Bases 241 to 1491 code for a protein of 416 amino acids.